AAGAGCAGGCCCAGCCCGUCCAAAGUUUUAUUUCUGUUGGUGAAGUAACACGUGCAUCUGUCAAGCGAUUCUUUCUCGGAUGGUGACCCGAGGAAGCAUGACGAUUACAUCGCAUACCUUGCUCACGAAUGACCUAAAGAAAACGGACGAUCCCAUCUGAAGUCGUCCGUAAAACGCUCCAUCUCCUCCUCAAUACUUCUCCACAUCCACCUUCCAACGCCCCCACUCGGCACUCUCAGGGCCCCGGGCCUACCUCUACGAACAACUUGAACCUCACACCGAACAGCUUGGAUCGCCACAAGGUCACGCACGGCAGGCGCAAAGCACACCAGACGAACCCCGCGCUGCUCUCCAUUCUGCGCCUGUCGCCCCCCUCGUGAUCCCCUCGAACUCCGGCCCUCUAUUUAAACCAUGGCGUUCCUGCUCUACACCGGCUACUUUGUAGCCGGAUACAUCGCCUUGACGAUAUUCUUCUACAUGUUGUCCGCGGUGAUCUCGAAGGCGGCCUUCGUGGCCCGCCUGCUGGCUUCUUACCUCGCCUUGAUUAUCAGCUCCGCCUACGGCGUCUCCGCCGCGAUCGCCCUUCGCGCCAUUGGCCUUAACCAGCUCACGCAAUGGACCGUUGCCCGUAGCUUUAAGUUCCUCAUGGGUCUCUCGACGGGUGUGACCUUCGAGAUUGAGGAUCCCAACAAUCACCUCAAGAACGUUCGCCCGGCCGUCUUUCUCGGCAACCACCAAACCGAGCUCGACGUGCUGAUGCUGGGGUGCAUGUUCCCAAAAUACUGCAGCGUCACGGCCAAGGCUUCGCUAAAGAAGGUUCCUCUCUUGGGCUGGUUUAUGGCACUGAGUGGCAGCGUUUUUCUCGACCGCGCCAACAGCAAGGACGCCCGCCAGGCCAUGCAGGGCGCCGCCAACGAAAUCCGCGAGAAGCGCCAGAGCGUUUACAUGUUCCCAGAGGGCACCCGCAGCUACUCCAAGGAGCCGAUGCUACUACCAUUCAAGAAGGGCGCCUUCCACCUCGCCGUCCAGGCUCAGGUGCCAAUCAUCCCGGUGGUCGCUGCCAACUACAGCCACAUCCUCUGGGUCAAGGGGAUGGUGUUCAAUGCCGGGAGGAUCCCGUGCAAAGUCCUCGACCCCAUCCCUACGGUCGGCCUCACUGCCUCUGACGUCGACGAGCUUGCACGAUCGACCCGGGAGUUGAUGCUCAACGAACUCUACGCGCUGACCGAGAAGGCGCGAGGGCAGGCCUUGCCCAGACCUAACGACAACAAGGACGCGAACGGAGUAGCACAAGCCACCGGCACCGAUAUGAGAGUCGCAGCCUGAAGAUCGCACAAGAGUUCGUCGAAUACAGGAUAACGAAUUUUCGAGGGGAUUCGCUAGCACGGGUUCAUUCAAAACCGAAACAGCAACACCAGCAGAAGAUACCGCAACAACAUACCUUGCAACGCACCCUGGUCCGUGGCCAAGCCGGGCGACGGAGCCGAGGGAAGAGCAUACGAGAUACCCCCUAGAGACGGAGUCAGGAUGUUGAGGGCAUCGGGUGAGACGGUCCUUUUUAACGAUGGCUUAGACGCCGCGCUACUAUAGAGGAUAGAGGGGCAUACUGGGUAGUAGAGGGGGUUGGUUGCAUUUAGGCGCCGAGAGAGGACUAUCCCGCAUGGCAUGGGGUAUGCCUAUUCUUUGGACACGCCCGAGACCGGAAGGCGAGGAUGAGUAGUAAGAAUCCUAAGUUUCAGUCAAAUCCGUUUAGAAAAGAAAAAAAAGAACAGUACUACAAUACAAGUAUAGUGACCG
Chaetomium fimeti is the source of this 1797-nucleotide messenger RNA. RefSeq lists its product as uncharacterized. Gene Ontology annotation, molecular function: 1-acylglycerol-3-phosphate O-acyltransferase activity. The record is from RefSeq and is a predicted model, not a curated record. Gene Ontology annotation, biological process: phosphatidic acid biosynthetic process. The transcript has 2 exons. Lineage: Eukaryota; Fungi; Ascomycota; Sordariomycetes; Sordariales; Chaetomiaceae. Gene Ontology annotation, cellular component: endoplasmic reticulum; membrane. Bases 412 to 1326 code for a protein of 304 amino acids.